This is a messenger RNA of Paramuricea clavata, 1173 nucleotides long. The record is from the annotation of a GenBank genome assembly. NCBI's taxonomy places the organism in Eukaryota, Metazoa, Cnidaria, Anthozoa, Malacalcyonacea, Plexauridae.
AUGGUCUUAGUCGACUAUAAGAAAGCCUUUGAUAUGGUUGAUCACUGUAUCCUGCUUGAUAAACUUGGAGCAUACCAUCUUGAUCAGAGCUCGCUUGAUUGGUUUAAAUCCUAUCUAUCAGACCGUAAACAAUAUGUUAACUUCAAACGCCAGUCUUCUACAACAAAAGUAAUCACGGACGGAGUACCACAGGGUUCUAUCCUUGGGCUUCUAUUGUUUCUCGUUUUUAUCAACGAUUUGCCUCUACAUAUCAACACCCAAGUAGAUUUAUUCGCUGAUGACACUACCUUACUCGCUGCCACUGAUUAUAAUGAUAUUAAUGAACUUAAUGAGAAAUUAUCUCUGGAAGUCUCUAACGUUCAAAACUGGGCCAUUACCAAUAAACUGCCUCUCAAUACCACUAAGACCAAAACCAUUCUGAUUUCUGGUAAACGUCUUAAAGCUAAGCUUACUCCUGAAAAUCAAACUCUCAAUAUUAAAUUGAACGAUGAUUCAUUAGAACAAGAGCACACUGUGAAAUUACUGGGCUUUAAUAUUGAUGAAGAUUUAAACUUUGACACUCAUGUUGAUAUAAUUGCAAUGAAACUAUCGAAACGUAUUGGAAUAUUGAAAUCUAUAAAAUCCUACCUGCCUCGAAACGAACGUAUUCUUUUCUACAAUGCUAUGAUCAAACCUCUAUUUCUCUAUUGUAGUAUAACCUGGACAAACUGUAGUAAGAACAAUAUCACAAAAAUUUUCAAACUUCAAAAACGCUGCGCCAGAAUUAUCCUUGACGCUGAACCUCGCCAUUCUUCGAUUAAUCUAUUUAAUAAUCUUGGUUGGUUACCUUUUUACGUAGAGUCGGAUAUCAGAAAAUGUAUUAUGAUCUACAAGCGUACUAUUAAUGCUACUACUCCAGAGUACUUAAACAGACUAUUAAAUUUAAAUAGCCAACAACAUUCGAGGAACACUCGCAGUGCUGAUUUAAGUUUAGUAACUCCGAAAUACAAUAGAGCUACAGAAGCAGGAAGAACUUUUUCUAUAACCGCUAUAGGCCUCUGGAACAAAUUACCUUUAAGUUACCCUUCUGCUAGCUCCAUUAACUGUUUUAAAUACUUAUUAUAUAAUUGCUUCCGUACGCACCUGAGUGAAUUUAAACAAUUUACUUCUUUUCCCGAUUUCAAAUUUAAGUAA